AUGGCCAGCAAAGAGGAGACGGCCUCCAAGCCGAAGAAGUAUAACACUGAGCUCACGGACUACUCGACUGUUCACACCGACAAGACUGGGCCAUAUGCGGACAAUCUCGAGGUCGAUGCUUUGGUCGUCGGUGCUGGUUUUGCCGGUGUUUUCAUGCUCAAGACCCUUCGCGAUCGCGGUCUGAAGACGGUCAUUUUCGAGGCCGGCAACGACAUGGGUGGCACCUGGCGAUGGAAUUGCUACCCCGGCGCCGGUGUCGACUCUGAAGUCCCCGAGUACGAGUUCUCUUGGCCCGAGGUCUACAACACGUGGAAUUGGCCCAACAACUACCCCAACUACCAAAACCUGCGUGAUUACUUCGAUCACGUGGAUAAAGUAGUUGGUAUCAAGAAGGACUGCUCUUUCAACACCGUCGUGAUUGGAGCUCAGUUCGAUACAAAGGAGGGCAAAUGGAAUAUCAAGACUGCCGAUGGUCGCACGACCAAGGCCAAGUAUCUCGUCCUUGGAACCGGCUUUGCCGCCAAGCGUUACAUUCCCCCGUGGCCUGGCAUGGAUAAAUUCAAGGGUAUCGUGCACCAUUCUUCCUUCUGGCCCGAGGAGAAAAUCGAGGUGAAGAACAAGCGCGCUGCUGUCAUCGGCACCGGUGCCUCGGGAGUGCAAAUCACGCAGGCUUGGGGCCCUGAGGCCGGCGACCUCAAAGUCUUUCAACGCACCCCUAACCUCGCCGUCCCCAUGCGCAAGCGAGACCUCACUGUUGAGGAGCAGGAACGCCUCAAGCCAAACUAUCCAGAGCUGUUCCGGUACCGCGAGACCAGCUUUGCGGGCUUCCUGUAUGAUUGGUACGAGCGCAACACCUUCGAUGACACACCCGAGGAGCGCGAGGCCUUCUUCGAGAGCGUCUGGAAGGAAGGUGGCUUCCGCUUUUGGGUUGGUGUGUACAAGGAUAACUUGUUCAAUGCCGAGGCCAACAAGGAGUCGUACAAUUUCUGGGUGAAGAAGACCCGUGAUCGUAUCGGUGACCCCGUUGCGAGGGAUUUGCUUGCGCCACUGAAGAUGCCGCAUUACUUCGGUAUCAAGCGGCCGUGUCUUGAAAGAGACUACUACGAGCAGUUCAAUCGGGAGUCGGUGCACCUGGUUAACAUCGGAAAUAACCCGAUCAAGGAGUUUACCGAGACGGGCAUCACCCUUGAGGACGGAACUCACCAUGAACUUGAUGUCGUUGCUGUCGCGACUGGAUUUGAUGUUGUUACCGGUGUCAUGACCCAGCUCGGCCUGAAGAGCAUCAAUGGUGCCGAGCUCGAGAAGGAAUGGAUUCCAGGCGCGAAGACCUACCUCGGUACUACUGUCAGCGGCUACCCCAAUAUGUUCCACAUCUAUGGCGCACAUGGUCCGACGCUUCUGAGCAAUGGCCCCACGUCGGUCGCGGUGCAGGGCCGGUGGAUUUCCGACGCCAUUGCCAAGAUCGAGGGCAACGGUGUCAAGUAUAUCAAUCCCAAGAUUGAGGCUGCGGAUAAGUGGAAGACUCAUGUUGUGGAGCUCAAUGACAGGACUCUCUUCCCCACAACACAGUCGACAUACAUGGGUGGUAGCAUCCCUGGCAAGGUUUCUGAGCCAGUGUGCUACUCUGCUGGUAUCCCCGCUUAUGUCAGGGAGAUUCGGGCAGCCCUAGAUAACUGGGAAGAGGGAUUCGAUAUCGUCAAAGCCUGA
Molecule: messenger RNA, 1707 nt
Organism: Penicillium roqueforti
Lineage: Eukaryota; Fungi; Ascomycota; Eurotiomycetes; Eurotiales; Aspergillaceae
Product: flavin-containing monooxygenase
Exons: 4
Coding region: 1-1707 (568 amino acids)
Molecular function (GO): NADP binding; flavin adenine dinucleotide binding; N,N-dimethylaniline monooxygenase activity
Source: RefSeq, a predicted model, not a curated record